Molecule: messenger RNA, 1548 nt
Organism: Phytophthora infestans T30-4
Lineage: Eukaryota; Oomycota; Peronosporomycetes; Peronosporales; Peronosporaceae
Product: long-chain-fatty-acid-CoA ligase, putative
Exons: 4
Coding region: 1-1548 (515 amino acids)
Cellular component (GO): membrane; endoplasmic reticulum
Molecular function (GO): long-chain fatty acid-CoA ligase activity
Source: RefSeq, a predicted model, not a curated record
AUGGAUCAUGUCGCCAGCGGUAUGGUUUCCAUCCUUGGCCUCAAGCGGCAGGACAAGGUUGGCAUCUUUUGCAAGAACCAGGUCGAGUGGUGUCUUGCGAAUCACGCGUGCGACCGCAUGAGUUACGUCGUGGUGCCGCUGUACGACACUCUAGGCCCAAAUGCCGUACCCUUUGUGAUCAACCACACCGAUUUGAAGGUUUUAUUCUGCGGCUCGAAGCAGUUCGAUGUCAUCAUGAACUGCAUUUCGAACUGUCCGUCAGUGAAAACCGUCGUCAUGGUUGACGCCAUUACCGACGAGCAGAGGCGCCUCGCUGCAGCCAACGACGUCGAGCUCAAGACGUUCGAGGAGAUCGAAGAGAAGGGCAAGCAAGAGCCGCAUCCAGCAGAUCCACCACUCCCAACUGACAUCUCUACGCUCUGCUACACUUCCGGUACUGUAGGUGACCCGAAGGCCAGCAACCGACUCAAAAUUUACCCGUGGGAUCGUCACAUUUCGUACUUGCCGCUGGUGCACGUACUGGAGCGUGUAGUGCUAGCGUUAAUGCACCUGAAUGGUGCGUCUGCAGGCUUCUACCAGGGCGAUCUGCGUCUCCUGAUGGACGACAUUAGCGAGCUCCAGCCGACAGUCUUCGUGACGGUACCACGACUUGUAAACCGCGUGUACGACAAGAUCACGCAAGGUGCUGAGGCUGCUGGGGGCCUCAAGAAGAUGAUUUUCGAUAGGGCCAUCGCCUCGAAACUUGCUGGCGUGGAGGAAGGGCGCAAAACUCACGCGUUGUGGGACCGUUUAGUGUUCAACAAGCUUCGCCAGGCGUUGGGCGGCAACGUGCGUCUGAUCUUCUCGGGUUCAGCUCCUAUGAGCGCCGACGUCAAGAAGUUCAUGCAGGCAAUUUCCUGCUGCGAGGUCGUCGAAGGCUACGGACUGAGUGAAUCUGCUGCUGCAGUUUGUGUGGGCGCCAUUGACAUGCCGACGGAGUCGCACGUGGGCUCUCCGGUCAUGUACUGCCAAGUUCAGCUGGAAGACGUGCCCGAAAUGGGCUACACGAGUCACGACAAACCUCGUCCAAGAGGUGAGAUCCUCCGUGGAUGGUUCCACACUGGCGACAUUGGCUGUUGGAAUGCUGACGGUACGCUCAGUAUCAUUGACCGUAAGAAAAACAUCUUCAAGCUCGCACAGGGCGAAUACUACGUGGCACAGAUCUUUGUGUACGGAGACUCGUUGAAGAGCUGCUUGGUUGGUGUCGUAGUGCCCGACGCGGAGGUGGUUAAGCUGUGGGCUCUGGAGCACAAGGAAUCGAGCGGUGAAGACGCCACAAAGGGCGAGAUCUUGCAGAAUGCCGAGUUCCAGAAGGACGUGCGUGAGGACAUAGAACGUGUGGCGGCAGAGGCGAAGCUGAGGGGCUUCGAGCGCGUCAAGAACGUGCACUUCCACCCGAAGCAGUUCACGUCGGAUGACGACCUGGUGACGCCGACAUUCAAGCUGAAGCUGCCACAGCUGAAGGCCUACUUCCAGUCGCAGAUCGACGAGCUCUACCGCGGGCUGUAG